This is a messenger RNA of Rhododendron vialii, 521 nucleotides long. Its product is annotated as NADH dehydrogenase [ubiquinone] 1 alpha subcomplex subunit 1. The record is from RefSeq and is a predicted model, not a curated record. Bases 72 to 269 code for a protein of 65 amino acids. The transcript has 3 exons. Lineage: Eukaryota; Viridiplantae; Streptophyta; Magnoliopsida; Ericales; Ericaceae.
CAUAAGCCAUAAAUAACCGGAGGCCUUCAGUUGGUCGCAGGAGAGAGAGAGAGAGAGAGAGAGAGAGAGAGAUGUCGUUGGUGUGGUUGGAAGCAGCACUUCCUCUCGGGAUCAUAGCGGGCAUGCUUUGCGUCAUGGGAAAUGCUCAGUACUACAUCCACAAAGCCGCCCACGGCCGGCCGAAGCACAUUGGUAACGAUGUGUGGGAUGUGGCCAUGGAGAGGCGUGACAAGAAGCUCGCGGAGAAACUGGCUUCUUCCCCAAAUUAGGUCCCCCAGUUCCGUGAUGUAGCAAGCUUUGCCAAGGGGUUCUCAAGGAAUAAGUGCCCUUCUGAUGUUUCAGGAUUUUGCCAAAGAUACGUUAAGGGACACCUUUAAGCUUCUUCUUUUUUUCUUUUCUUUCUUUCCUUGAUUGUGUGAAUUUGUAUAAGCUUUUAAGACUUGUACGGGGAAAGUUGACCGACAGCAUUAUAUUAUCAUCGCUCUGAAUUGGUUUUAUAAAUUCUUGUUCGUUUUGGAGUA